Molecule: messenger RNA, 1488 nt
Organism: Impatiens glandulifera
Lineage: Eukaryota; Viridiplantae; Streptophyta; Magnoliopsida; Ericales; Balsaminaceae
Product: flavonoid 3'-monooxygenase-like
Exons: 2
Coding region: 1-1488 (495 amino acids)
Molecular function (GO): monooxygenase activity; oxidoreductase activity, acting on paired donors, with incorporation or reduction of molecular oxygen; iron ion binding
Source: RefSeq, a predicted model, not a curated record
AUGAUAUGGUGCAUCUGGUUUCUAGUUAAGAAGUUCUACAAAAAUACCCAAAACUUGCCUCACCUGCCUCCAGGACCCAAAGGCCUGCCUUUUGUUGGGAACCUCCCUUUCCUUCAUCUUCAACUUCAAAAGUACUUCACCACACUUGCACAAACCUAUGGACCAAUCAUCUCCCUUCACCUAGGCUACAAGCUCGUCGUUAUCAUCUCAUCUCCCUCGUUAGCAAGUGAGAUUCUCAAGGAUCAAGACAUUAUGUUUGCCAAUCGUGAUGUCUCGAUUGCGGGUAAAGUAGGGUUUUAUGACGGUUCCGACAUCUUGUGGAGCCCGUAUGGUCCCGAAUGGCGAAUGCUACGGAGAGUUUGUGUACAAGAACUACUCAGCGGACCCAUGUUGGAUUCUACCUAUGUUCUCAGACAGAACGAGGUCCGAAGGAUGGUAAAUAACCUCUAUGUUCGGGGGAUGUCACUAGUGAAUGUUGGAGAAGAGGUAUUCAUAACAAUGAUUAGUUUAAUCACCAACAUGUUGUGUGGAGGAGGAGGUGGAAAUGAGGAGGAGAACAAGAGUCUAGUGAAUGGGUUAGGAUUAGUUGUGAAAGAGAUGAUUGUGUUGCUUGGAAAGCCGAAUAUUUCUGACUUCUUUCCAAGUUUAACGUAUUUUGAUUUGCAAGGUAUUGAGAAAGAGAUGAAGAGGUUGGUUCAGAAGUUUGAUAACAUUUUUGAAUUGAUGGUAAACGAACGGACACGUAAGGAUCAUGAAAAGAAUAAUAAACUUCGAAAGAAAGAUUUUUUGCAAUCUUUGUUGAAUAUAAGAGAUAUUGGAGAUGCUAAAACACCUCUAACUAUAACCCAAGCCAAAGCUCUAUUAAUGGAUAUGAUCGUUGGAGGGACUGGUACAACAUCAUACACAAUGGAAUUUGCAUUGGCCGAGAUGAUGAACAAUCCCCAAGUAAUGGAAAGAGCACAACAAGAAUUAGAAGUAGUGGUAGGUGCAAACAAUAUGGUUGUUGAAUCACACAUUCAUCAAUUACCUUAUUUGAAGGCAAUCAUGAAAGAGACCUUACGCUUACACCCGAUUGCGCCCCUCUUAGCACCACGCUGUCCUAGCGAGUCAUGUAUUGUUGGUGGUUAUUCAAUCCCCAAGGGUACUCGUGUUUGCGUUAACGUUUGGGCCAAUCACCGGGACCCUUUUAUUUGGGAAGACCCACUAAAAUUUGAUCCCAAGAGCUUUAUGGGAUCAAAAUGGGACUUUAAUGGAAAUGACUUUAAAUACUUUCCAUUUGGCUCUGGAAGGAGGAUCUGUGUGGGCAUCGAAUUAGCAGAAAGAAUGUUCGUGUUAAUGCUAGCCUCCCUAGUUCACGGGUUCGAGUGGAAGGUUUCCAACGAUGAAAAGCUAAAUUUAGAAGAGAAGUUUGGGAUUGGACUGAGGAAAAAGAAACCUCUUAUGGCAAUACCAACACCAAGGAUUUUCAAUCAAACUUUGUAUGAGUAA